AUGAAAGACAUAUUGCAAAUUGUUGCACUUCUCUUGGGUUUUUUGGCUUGUGGGGCUGCUGUAUUAUCAUUACAUAAUCACUACUGGAAAGUGUCUACAGACGAUGAUAGUGUCAUCAUCACCUCCGACAUUUUUGAGAACCUCUGGAUGUCCUGUGCGAUCGACUCCACCGGUACUUUCAAUUGUUGGAAUUUUCAGUCCAUGCUCGCUUUACCAGGUUAUAUCCAAGCAUGCCGUGCAUUAAUGAUCACAUCUAUUGUGCUGGGCACAUUCGGAUUGGUGGCAACUCUAGUGGGUAUGCAGUGUUCCAAAAUAGGAGGGGAAAAUUACGUAAUGAAGGGUCGGAUCGCUGGGGCUGGAGGUGUCUUCUUCAUACUUCAAGGUCUGUGCACGAUGAUUGCAGCGUCUUGGUAUGCUUUCAAUAUCACUCAGGAAUUCUUUGACCCACUUUAUCCAGGAAUAAAGUAUGAAAUCGGAGAUGGGCUGUACAUUGGUUGGAGCUCGGCCACAAUGGCUUUAUGUGGUGGCAGCUGCUUGCUGUGUUCCUGUGGAAUUCGCAGCCCAGAGGAAAAAAAAUCACAUCUUCAGAACUUCAGAUCAUACUCCUACCAGCCUCAAUCCAGACAUAUGGUUCAGACUGUCUCUGCAACAUCCAAUGGCCCUUCCAGCCAAUAUGGACUCAAUGUAUAUGUGUAAGAAACUUACUGAAUACCUGGGAUCAACAAAGUUACAGACAUCACAAAACAGAGAACACACCAUGCAAGACCCUUUUUAUGCAUUAUGGUCAGAAUCUGCUAUAAAGCAGAAAUGUCACAUUUCUAAUGUAAAUAUUCUCUGAGGUUUACUGGAGAAUGGAGCCAUGUAAAUAGGUUAUUGUAAUUAUUUCUGAGAUAAAAAAGUAAUCGCAUGCAUUAAAUUGUUGUUGUGUACAAGAAUUUGCAAGAAA
This is a messenger RNA of Sinocyclocheilus anshuiensis, 946 nucleotides long. RefSeq names its product claudin 15b (gene cldn15b). Lineage: Eukaryota; Metazoa; Chordata; Actinopteri; Cypriniformes; Cyprinidae. Gene Ontology annotation, cellular component: bicellular tight junction; membrane. The record is from RefSeq and is a predicted model, not a curated record. Gene Ontology annotation, molecular function: structural molecule activity. The coding region runs from base 1 to 696 and encodes 231 amino acids. The transcript has 5 exons.